Brachypodium distachyon (stiff brome) is the source of this 3049-nucleotide messenger RNA. Its product is annotated as homeobox-leucine zipper protein ROC4. Gene Ontology annotation, molecular function: DNA binding; lipid binding; DNA-binding transcription factor activity, RNA polymerase II-specific. The transcript has 9 exons. NCBI's taxonomy places the organism in Eukaryota, Viridiplantae, Streptophyta, Magnoliopsida, Poales, Poaceae. Gene Ontology annotation, biological process: regulation of DNA-templated transcription. The record is from RefSeq and is a predicted model, not a curated record. The coding region runs from base 9 to 2435 and encodes 808 amino acids.
AAAAGGCGAUGAGCUUUCUUGGUUUCUCCGACGAUGACGGCGGGGAUGGGGCCUUGACCGGCAUGGAGCUCCCGUUCCCCGGCGCUGGCACCGGCGUCUUCAUUCCCACGCCGGCUCUCUCCGUCGCCACGGCGGACGCCGCAGGCCAUGGCGGCGACGGUGGGCGCGUGGUUCCGGUGGGCUGCGCCGGCGGCGGGACGGUGCGGAGCGCGUCGGAGGCGGAGAACGAGAGACGAUCGCGGACGAUAGACCACCUCGACGUCGUCUCCGGAGGUGGCUUCGGCCGCGACGACGAUGCGGCAUGCGGCAUGCCCCGCAAGCGCAAGAGGCCCUACGUCCGCCACUCGUCGGAGCAGAUCCAGGAGCUCCAAGCGUUGUUCGACAAAUGUCCCCACCCGGAUGAGAUGCAGCGUGCGGAGCUCAGCAGGAGGCUCUUCCUGGACCCAAGCCAGGUCAAGUUCUGGUUCCAGAACCGGCGCACGCAGACUAAGGCGAAGCUUGUGCGGGAUGAGAACGUGCAGCUGAGGCAGGAGAACGACAGGCUGCGCGCCGAGAACCUGUGCAUCCGGGAGGCGAUGAGGCAUCCCGUGUGUGGUAACUGCGGCCGUCCGGUGGUGCUUGGGGUGUUGUCCCUGGAGGAGCAGCACUUGCGCGCCCAGAACGCGAGGCUCACGGAAGAGCUCAGCCGAGUCUGCGCUGCCUCUUCCGAGUUCCUUGGGAAGUCCAUUUCUCUCCCGGCGCCGCUGCAGACGCAUCAGCCAGAACCAAUGCCAGGCUCGCGAGUGCAGCCUGCGGCCGGUGGAGUUGGUUCAGUGCCGUCGACCACAGUGGCCAGCUCGACGAUCACUGAGUUCACUGGCACUGCGUCCACUUCAAGUGGCACGGCGAUCAUGACCAUGAGUGAGGAACCGCUGGAGAUAGCUGGCAUUGACAAGUCAGUGCUCUUGGAGCUCGCAAAGAGUGCAAUGGAUGAGCUUGUCAAGAUGGCGCAAAUGGAGGAUCCGCUGUGGACUCCAAGUGUUUCCCUUUCUGACUCCCCUGCCAAGGAGACACUGAACUAUGAAGAGUACCUGAACACCUUCUCACCAUGCAUAGGGGUAAAGCCUGCAGGAUUUCAAUCUGAAGCCUCUAGGGAGUCUGGUAUUGUAAUCAGUGAUGAUAGUGUUGCGCUUGUGGAGGCGCUCAUGGAUGAGAGACGGUGGUCCAACAUAUUCUCGUGCAUGGUCGCCAAGUCAUCGACCAUCGCGGAGAUCUCUACUGGAGUAGCAGGAAGUAGAGAUGGUGCAUUGCUGCUUAUACAGGCAGAGCUACAAGUGCUUUCACCUCUUGUCCCUAUUAGGAAGGCGACCUUUCUCAGGUUCUGCAAACAGUUGGGUGAGGGUGCAUGGGCUGUAGUAGAUGUCUCCAUUGAUGGAUUGGUGGUGGAUCAAGGCCUAGCUGCGGCAUCUACUACUGCAAACAUGAAUUGCCGGAGGCUGCCUUCUGGUUGUUUGGUGCAACAAGACACCCGCAAUGGCUUCUGUAAGGUAAAAUGGGUCGAACAUGCAGAAUAUGAUGAAUCUUCAGUGCACCCGCUCUACCGGUCUCUCCUUCGGUCAGGCCUUGCCCUUGGUGCAGGGCGGUGGCUCGCAACGCUACAGCGCCAGUGCAAGUGCUGGGCCACUCUCCAGUCAUGCGUUGCAGCGUGGGAGCAAUACUCAUCAGAUGUGCUGGCAGCAGGAACACAGAGCUUGCUGAAGUUGGCACAGAGGAUGAUGGAGAGCUUCUUUUCAGGAGUGAGUGCAUCAUCUGCUCUUGAAUGGAGCAAACUGGAUGGCUUCACAGACAACAUUGGGAAUGAUGUGCGUAUCAUCGAAAGGAAGAGUGUGGAUGAACCUGGGGUGCCACCUGGUGUGGUGCUCUGUGCUGCCACAUCUGUAUGGAUGCUUGUGACACCUGAACGGCUUUUCCAAUUCCUGUGCGACGAGGGAACACGCGCGGAAUGGGAUAUCCUCAGCACUGGUGGCCCUAUGCAGGAGGUGACAAACAUUGCCAAGGGACAACAAGAUGGGAACACCGUAUCUCUAUUGAGGACCAACACCACAAACACCCAGCAGAACGGCAUUCUGAUCCUACAGGAGACAUGCACCGAUGCAUCUGGCUCAAUGGUCGUUUACGCCCCAGUGGACAUCCCAGCAAUGCAUCUUGUCAUGAGUGGAGGUGACUCGGCUUCUGUCCCGCUCUUGCCAUCCGGUUUUGUUAUUCUGCCUGAUGGACCUACCAUACCUGGUGAUGGGCACAAGACAUGCGGCUCGUUGCUCACCUUUGCAUUCCAGAUACUUGUGAAGAACAGCGAGCCCACCGCAAAGCUCACUGUGGAGUCGAUACAGACUGUGAACAACCUGAUCUCUUGCACCAUUAACAGGAUCAAGACGGCGCUGCACUGUGACGUCUGAACCUGGAAAUGGAAAACCUUUUGGUCUGGAGUGAGCAGCUGGGUAAGAAUCUGAGUCAAGAACGAACCGUGAAAUUGGAGUGACCUUUGCUAGGUGGUAAGGACUGGAUGGAUCAGGUCCUUAGCACAGAGCAAUGGUGGUGGUUCGGGUAUUGACUCAGCCUCCCCUUGCGGACUCCCUUGACAAGGCUAAUUUGGUAGAAUUUGGAAGCACAUCUGCAGGAGGCUAGGUUUUCCUUUUCUUUUGUGCAUCUUUCUAGACUUCAAAGGGAGUCAAGAGUCCCUGAUUUUGUGCAUAUUUCUAAAAAAAAUUGUUGCAUGGCUCGUGGUGUUAAGGGGUCGGUUCCAUGCUUUUGAUAGAGAGAUGGGAUGCUGAUAGUUAUGAGGUUGCAUGUUUUGGUUACAGCAGGUGAUGCUUGUACCUAUGAGGUUCCAUGUUUUUGUUGCAACCAGAUGUGAUGUUUGUUGGAGCCUCGUAAGCUAGGAGGAGUUAUAAUGUUCUAUAAAGAAUCAACAAUGCUAUAGUACUAGAAGGGUACGCCCGCGUUGUUGCGCCGUACUUUUCUCUAUUUGUCGUUCAUAUUAUCUCUGUUUUAUGUGAUUGUUUUAAUAUAA